Messenger RNA from Talaromyces atroroseus, 3261 nucleotides. RefSeq lists its product as hypothetical. The coding region runs from base 1 to 3261 and encodes 1086 amino acids. Gene Ontology annotation, cellular component: RQC complex. The record is from RefSeq and is a predicted model, not a curated record. NCBI's taxonomy places the organism in Eukaryota, Fungi, Ascomycota, Eurotiomycetes, Eurotiales, Trichocomaceae. Gene Ontology annotation, biological process: rescue of stalled cytosolic ribosome; ribosome-associated ubiquitin-dependent protein catabolic process. Gene Ontology annotation, molecular function: tRNA binding; ribosomal large subunit binding. The transcript has 2 exons.
AUGAAGCAGAGAUUUUCGUCGGUCGAUGUCAAAGUCAUUAGCCAGGAGCUCAGGGCUGCAGUAAUCGGUCUCCGAGUCUCAAAUAUAUAUGACCUCUCAUCGCGCAUUUUCCUCUUCAAACUAGCCAAACCAGACAACCGCAAACAACUCAUCAUCGACUCCGGAUUCCGAUGUCAUUUAACCGAAUACUCGCGAACUACAGCCACUGCGCCGUCUGGUUUCGUGAGCCGAUUACGCAAAUACCUGAAGACGCGGCGCAUAACCGCGGUGAAUCAGCUGGGCGCCGACAGGAUUAUCGAUAUCGUUUUCAGUGAUGGGCUGUUUCAUGUUUUUCUGGAAUUCUUUGCCGGAGGCAAUAUCAUCCUUACUGAUGGGGACUACAAGAUUCUAGCCCUCUUCCGUACCGUCACGGCCUCCGCUGGCGAACAAUAUGAAGUCAAGAUAGGCAUGGAGUAUGCAGUUGAGAAGGCGCAAUAUUAUAGAGGUGUCCCGCCAGUAUCAGAAGAGAGACUGAGUGAGACAAUUCAAAAAGUUGUCGAGGCAGAGAAAACAUCAGCCGACAAUAAUGCGCAGAAAAAGUCCAAGAAAAAGGUGGAUGUGUUUAGAAAGACGCUUGCAAAUGGAUUUCCUGAGUUCCCACCGCUUCUUUUGGAAGAUGCCUUUGCUGCUACGGGAUUCGACUCGAGUGUCACCUUAAAUAAAGUCCUCGAAGAUCAAGAUCUUUUCCGAAAGGCUAUGGACGUCCUGCGUGAAGCGGAAUCGGUAAUUGCGAAACUAUCCAAAGAAGAUACGACAAAGGGCUAUAUUGUUGCGAAAGAGCAGGCCAAUAAGGCUUCAGACCUAGGUCAGUCUGCGGAAAGCUUGCUCUUCGAUGAUUUCCAUCCUUUCAAGCCACGCCAAUUCCAAGAAAAACCCGGGUACCGAAUUAUUGAAUACGAAAACUUCAACAAGACAGUUGAUGAGUACUUUUCCUCCAUUGAGUCGCAGAAGUUAGAGUCUCGCUUGGCUGAACAUGAAGAGAAUGCGAAGAGGAAACUUGAAGCAGCCCGAGCUGACCACCAGAACCGAGCGGGUGCGCUAAAGCAAGUGCAAGAGUUACACAUUCGCAAAGCACAGGCUAUCCAGGCCAAUAUCUACCGUGUGCAAGAAGCUACAGAUGCUGUCAAUGGGCUUAUAGCACAGGGAAUGGAUUGGGUGGAAAUCGCUAGGCUGAUAGAGAUGGAGCAAACGAGGAACAAUCCUGUUGCUCAGAUCAUAAAAUUGCCCCUGAAGCUUCAUGAGAACACCAUCACCGUACUGCUGAAUGAAGAAAGUACAGAGAUGGAUGAGGAAGAGGCCGAGGUUUCAGAAUCCGAGCCGGAAGAAUCGGACGACAGUGACUCCGAACUUGAUAAUGGACCGCAACGAAAGGGUACGGAAAUUCUCGCUGUUGAUAUUGACUUGAGCUUGUCACCAUGGUCGAACGCAACGCAAUACUAUGAUCAGAAGAGAGUUGCAGCAGUAAAGGAACAGAAAACAAUCCAGUCUUCCGAGAAAGCAUUGAAAAGCCAAGAAAAGAAAGUCACAGAAGACCUGAAACGCCACCUCAAACAGGAGAAGCAGGUCCUUCGACCAUCCAGAAAGCCAUUCUGGUUUGAGAAGUACCUUUUCUUCAUAUCCUCAGACGGCUACCUUGUCCUCGGUGGUCGUGAUUCACAUCAAGUGGAGAUACUGUAUCGACGCUAUCUGAAAAAGGGCGAUGCCUUUGUGCAUGCUGACCUCGACGGAGCCACUCCAUUGAUUGUGAAGAACAGAGAAAACACCCCGGAUGCCCCUAUUCCGCCUGGUACGCUGACACAGGCGGGCAGUAUUUCCGUCGCUACAUCGAAAGCGUGGGAGUCAAAGGCAUUAAUGCCAGCAUGGUGGGUCUAUGCGCAUCAGAUAUCCAAGACGAACGAAAGAGGAGAGCUCUUAGCUUCUGGAGGCUUUGCGGUCAAGGGCGACAAGAACUUUUUAGCCCCCGGCCAGCCUGUGCUGGGAUUUGCUGUUCUGUUUCAAAUCGGCAAGGAGAGUAUUCAGCAUCACCGAAAACACCGCCUAGAAGAAGUACCUGAGGAUGUUGCUGUAGGCGAAACUACGCAGGAAAUUUCUUCAGAUGUCCAGGAAGUAAGCUUCAGCAGUGCGAUCGAGGAGGAAGCGGCCGACAAGAAAAUCGACGUUGAGGAAGAAGGAUCAUCUUCAGAAAGCGAAAAGGACGCAGAAGAAGAGCCAACAACGAAGUCAAACCCGCUUCAAUCCGCAGCCGAAUCACAUUCAGAAGACGAGGAUACAGAUAUAAAUGGCGAAGACCCUGAAACCACAACGGCCAUCAAUGACGAAGAACCACCUACAAAUAUCAACAACAUCCCCCAGCCAGCCCGCAAGGCACCAACACCAAAGCUCACAACAAAGCAGACAACAGUCCGCGGCAAAAAAGGCAAAGCCAAGAAAGCAGCCCAAAAAUACGCACACCAAGACGAAGAAGACCGCGAGCUCGCACUCCGUCUUCUCGGCGCCAACACCAAAGCCAACAAGUCAUCCCAGUCCGCAGCGGCAGCAGAAGCCAAAGCGAAACGCGAAGCAGAGCUCGAAGCCCAAAAACGACGUCGUCGAGCCCAACACGAACGCGCCGCCGAAGCAGAGCGCAAACGACAAGAGCAAUUCUUCAAGAAUGCCGCCGCUGCUGGCGAUGCCAACGACGUUGACGAAGCCUACGACGAAGAAACCAUAAAAGCCGAAGCAGAAGAUCUAUCAUGGCUCCCAGCCCUUAUCGGCACGCCUCUUCCAGAAGAUGAAGUUCUCGCGGCAAUCCCCGUGGCCGCGCCCUGGUCAGCCGUUGCUCGGUUCAAGUAUCGCGCCAAACUGCAAGCUGGGAAUGUCAAGAAGGGGAAAGCUAUCAAGGAUAUUCUAGGUCAUUGGAUUAUUGAAGCCGGCGGUGGGCCACCUGGUACUGACAGCAGCAGCAACAACAGCAAAAUCAGCAAGAAAGCCAUUGCGGAUGAUAUUGCGGAAGGUUUGGAUCGUGCUACGGCGGAGCGGAUGCGUGCUCGUGAGGCGGACUUGCUCAAGGGUUGGCGCGAUGUUGAGGUUAUGAAUACUUUGCCUGUCGGUAAAGUUCGUAUUGUCUCUGGUGGAGCUAGUGUUGCUGGUGGUGGGAAAGGAGGAGGAGGAGGAAAAGGAGGUAAAGGUGAUAAAGGCAAAGGAGGAGCUCCAAAAGGAGGAAAAGGGGGGAAGAAGAAAUAA